Messenger RNA from Miniopterus natalensis, 7886 nucleotides. RefSeq names its product NEDD4 E3 ubiquitin protein ligase (gene NEDD4). Gene Ontology annotation, biological process: regulation of dendrite morphogenesis; regulation of synapse organization; receptor catabolic process. NCBI's taxonomy places the organism in Eukaryota, Metazoa, Chordata, Mammalia, Chiroptera, Miniopteridae. Gene Ontology annotation, cellular component: cytoplasm; dendritic spine. Gene Ontology annotation, molecular function: ubiquitin protein ligase activity; protein binding; sodium channel inhibitor activity. The record is from RefSeq and is a predicted model, not a curated record.
GAUAUCAAACAGCUAAAUGGAUUGUUUCAGUGCACCAGUAGGGGCCAGCAAAGAGCUCUUAGAGUUUUUCAGAACAGAAUUGGCAUUGAGAUAUGUUUAUUUGAUGUGUUAAAUUCUUUUUAGACUUCUUUACUUACCAAAACACUCUCCUAAGUGAACAAAUUGCAGAGACAGUGGAAUAAAAUAUCUUGUGUGCUCCAACUAUAUUGGGGUAUAGUUUUUCUGUCUAAUCUGCAUAUAUUUUUAAUGGAAUGUUUGCUUAUGCUAUUUCUUGGCAGAGUUUUAAUAGUCAAAAUAUAAAUGGCAUCAUUUAAAGACUGUACUACUUGGCUGCAAUAGGUCCCAAAAUUAUAGGAGAAAAUGCUUGGUGACAGCUUCUCUUUAACUUUUUUUCUCUCAGCCGUAUGCUCAAUUUUUGCGAUAGUAUUACUAGGCAAGUUUUGUAUUCCUCUUCUUAAGCUUUCACUUUGUGUAAGAAGUGUUUUGGAAGCUAAAAUAUUUAUCUAUUUGAUUUCAUGCUGAAUUUUUAAUUCACCCCACAAUUUGGGUAUUUCCAAAUUGUAUAACUGUUCGGACUUAUCUGAAAAAAAUGUAACAGUCUCUAUUCUUUUCUACAUUAACUAACUUGACUAGAUUCCUAGUAUGGCUACUAUUUGGAAAUUCAAUCCCCGAUUUGAUACUCAAUUACAUGGGGUUUCAUUCCUACCAACUUCCUGUAAUUCUAUCCCUAUGGGUAAAAAUAUUAGUGGUCAAACUCCGCUGGAGAAAGUAUAGGCGCUGUGAUUCACGUAGUUAAAUGUUCAUUUAAUAGAGCUGGAGUGAAAAAAUACUGUUUCAACUUGAAAUGCUAGAAGAUUGUUGUUCUUGUGUUACUCAUUCAUGCAAAUUGGAGAAGGUAUAAUUGAAACAAGGUUGGCAGUGUUCGAGGCAGUGUGCUGCAGCUGAGCUCAGCUUAAAGGUCGCUGGAAAUCAAGUGCUUUGUAAGUGAAGGCAUUUUGACUACAAGCAAUUCAAGACAUUUUGGAAGCGUCAGUCUCAGGACUUUUCUCUCUGUGAUAUCUGGUAUCUAAUGUUUUACUUAGGAUAAAGACUACUACUUAAGAGCUCUUUCGGGCACCACAAAUGAUUUUUUCUUUCGACGCAGCGCAGCUGCUUCUAGCCUGUCUACCGACAGAGAUCUUUGUUAUGACUUUCAGCCCUUAACAUGUUUGGAAAUGAGAACAAAUGGCACAAAGCUUACGAUUGCACUUUGCAGCCAGGAGAAGCAAUACUUACCCUUUGUCGGAAAGCUCCGGAGAUGGUUUGGAUAGCAAUGCUCACAUGUGCUUCAAAAGACCGACACGGAUUUCAACAUCGAACGUUGUUCAAAUGAAGCUGACUCCCAGACAGACCGCACUGGCUCCGUUAAUAAAGGAAAACGUUAGGUCCCAGGAGAGAGCAUCUGCUCCUUCACCUGAAAAUGCUAAUAAAAAGAGCAGCUGUCUGCAGAUUUCCCUGCAGCCAACAAGGUCCGGUAGGUGUCUCCCGCCCAGCAGCGUCUCCGCUGAUGGGGACGACGCCUCGCUUACCUGUGUCUGGAAGGACGGCGCGGACGGCAGCGCCGCGGUCGAUCGCGAACUGAACGCCCUGAGUGACGACACCCUCCUGAGCAGUCCUGCCACGUGCGGCGGCAGCCUCAGUAACUUUUCCACCAGUGAGAAUGGGUCUUACACCAGCAACGGCAGUGAUUAUGGGUCAUGCACAAGUAUCACAAGCGGAGGUUCGUACACCAACAGUAUCAUCAGCGAUAGCAGUGGUUAUGCUUUUCCGCCCGCGGAUGAUACAUUUUUCGGUGGAAAUUUAUCUUCGGACAGCGCCUCCAACAGAAGUGUGCCAAACAGGAAUACCUCUCCAGGUGACAUGUUUUCAAGAAGUACGAGUACGAUUCCUUUUGUCCAGGAUGACUUGGAGCACGGACUCGAGAUUAUGAAGUUGCCAGUGAGCCGGGGCUCGAAAAUUCCACUAAAACGUUGUUCAUCCUUAGUCAUUUUUCCUAGGAGUCCUUCGAAUACCCCACCAACUUCUCCAACAGGUAUGGGCACUCUUCCAAGCAAAGGAUCCUAUCAAACCUCACACCAGUUUAUUAUUUCUCCCAGUGAAAUGGCCCACCAUGAAGAUGGUACUGGUGCUAAGGGGUUUCUUUCCACAGCUGUCAAUGGACUUCGGUUGUCGAAAACAAUCUGCACCCCCGGAGAAGUGAGGGACAUACGGCCCCUCCACGGGAAGGGCUCGUCGCAGAAGAAAACGAUUCUUGCAAGAAAUAGUCCAAAUCAGGCUGCCUUGGAAAAGUCAUCUGAAGGAUAUUCUUGCGUUUCGGUGCAUUUCACCCAACAGAAAACCACCACAUUCGAGUGUGAAGCAGUGAAUGGUGAUCGUAAACCAGAGAUGUCAGAAAUUAAGCUUAAUUCUGACCCAGAGUAUAUUAAGCUUAUGCAUAGGACAUCCGCAUGUUUACCGUCCUCCCAAAAUGUAGAUUAUCAAAUAAAUAUCAAUGGACAGUUGGAAAGACCAAAUUUACAGAUACACAAAAGCCAUGCUCUUUUCCAAAGAAGUAUUUCAUUAGGAGGAACGUAUCCAAAUGUUUCCUGUUUAUCCAGCCUUAAGCACAAUUGUUCUAAAGGGGGACCAUCUCAAUUACUCAUAAAGUUUGCAUCUGGAAAUGAAGGUAAAGUCGAUCAUUUACCAAGAGACAGCAACAGAGAUUUCACAAAUGAACUAUCUAAAUCUUCGAAGCAUUCUUGUAAGACAAGAGAUGAUUUCCUAGGUCAAGUGGAUGUUCCUCUUUACCCAUUACCAACAGAAAAUCCAAGAAUGGAGAGACCAUAUACAUUUAAGGAUUUUGUUCUUCACCCAAGAAGUCACAAAUCAAGAGUUAAAGGUUAUCUGAGAUUAAAAAUGACUUACUUACCUAAAACCAAUGGCUCAGAAGAUGAUAACGCAGAACAGGCUGAGGAAUUAGAGCCUGGCUGGGUUGUUUUGGACCAACCAGAUGCUGCUUGCCAUUUGCAGCAGCAACAAGAACCUUCUCCUCUACCUCCAGGAUGGGAAGAGAGACAGGAUAUUCUUGGAAGGACCUACUAUGUAAACCAUGAAUCUAGAAGAACGCAGUGGAAAAGACCAACCCCUCAGGACAACCUAACAGAUGCUGAGAAUGGUAACAUUCAACUGCAAGCACAGCGUGCCUUUACCACCAGGCGGCAGAUAUCUGAGGAAACAGAAAGUGCUGACAACCGAGAGUCUUCCGAGAACUGGGAAAUUAUAAGAGAAGAUGAAGGCACCAUGUAUAGCAAUCAGGCCUUCUCAUCACCUCCACCCUCAAGCAGCUCGGAAGUUCAGACUCACCUUGCAGAAGAAUUGAAUGCUUUACUUGCUAUUUGUGGAAAUUCAGCCACUGGCCAGCCAGUAUCCAGCUCAAAUCAUUCCAGCAGAAGAGGCAGCUUACAAGCCUACACUUUUGAGGAACAGCCUACCCUUCCCAUGCUCUUGCCUACAUCAUCUGGAUUACCACCAGGUUGGGAAGAAAAACAAGAUGAAAGAGGAAGAUCGUAUUAUGUAGAUCACAAUUCCAGAACCACUACGUGGACAAAGCCCACUGUACAGGCCACAGUGGAGAGUCAGCUGCCACCAAGCCAGAGUUUUUCUGCAAGCCCUCAACCACAGGUCCCCACAAGUGAUUCGGAACAGCAGGUGACUCAGCCGUCUGAAAUGGAGCAAGGAUUCCUUCCUAAAGGCUGGGAAGUCCGGCAUGCACCAAAUGGGAGGCCUUUCUUUAUUGACCACAACACCAAAACCACCACCUGGGAAGACCCCAGACUGAAAAUUCCAGCUCAUCUGAGAGGAAAGACAGCGCUCGAUUCUUCCAACGACCUGGGGCCUUUACCUCCAGGAUGGGAAGAAAGAACUCACACGGAUGGAAGAAUUUUCUACAUAAAUCACAAUAUUAAAAGAACGCAAUGGGAAGAUCCUCGGUUGCAGAAUGUAGCAAUUACUGGACCAGCCGUGCCCUACUCCAGGGAUUACAAAAGAAAGUAUGAGUUCUUCCGAAGAAAGCUGAAGAAGCAGAAUGACAUUCCAAACAAGUUAGAAAUGAAACUUCGCCGCGCGACUGUGCUCGAGGACUCGUACAGGAGGAUCAUGGGCGUCAAGAGGGCAGAUUUCCUCAAGGCCCGGCUGUGGAUUGAGUUCGACGGUGAAAAGGGAUUAGAUUACGGAGGCGUCGCCAGAGAAUGGUUCUUCCUGAUCUCAAAGGAAAUGUUUAACCCUUAUUAUGGGUUGUUUGAAUAUUCUGCUACGGAUAAUUAUACACUACAGAUAAAUCCAAAUUCUGGAUUGUGUAAUGAAGAUCACCUCUCUUACUUCAAGUUUAUUGGCCGGGUAGCUGGAAUGGCAGUUUAUCACGGCAAACUGUUAGAUGGUUUUUUCAUCCGCCCAUUUUACAAGAUGAUGCUACACAAACCAAUAACACUUCAUGAUAUGGAAUCAGUGGAUAGUGAAUAUUAUAAUUCACUGAGAUGGAUUCUUGAAAAUGACCCAACAGAACUGGACCUCAGGUUUGUCAUAGAUGAAGAACUUUUUGGACAGACACAUCAGCAUGAGUUGAAAGUUGGAGGAUCAGAAAUAGUUGUCACCAAUAAGAACAAAAAGGAAUAUAUUUAUCUUGUAAUACAGUGGCGAUUUGUGAAUCGCAUCCAGAAGCAAAUGGCUGCUUUUAAAGAGGGAUUUUUUGAACUGAUACCACAGGAUCUCAUCAAGAUUUUUGAUGAAAAUGAACUAGAGCUUCUUAUGUGUGGAUUGGGAGAUGUCGACGUGAACGACUGGAGAGAACACACCAAGUACAAAAACGGCUACAGCGCCAACCAUCAGGUCAUCCAGUGGUUUUGGAAGGCUGUUUUAAUGAUGGACUCAGAGAAGAGAAUAAGGUUACUGCAGUUUGUAACGGGCACGUCGCGAGUGCCCAUGAACGGAUUUGCUGAACUGUAUGGCUCGAAUGGACCACAGUCUUUUACAGUUGAGCAGUGGGGUACCCCUGAAAAGCUGCCGCGAGCCCAUACAUGCUUCAAUCGCUUGGACUUGCCGCCCUAUGAAUCAUUUGAAGAAUUAUGGGAUAAACUUCAGGUGGCAAUUGAGAACACUCAGGGUUUCGAUGGAGUCGAUUAGAUUAUAAGUAAAAAAUCUACGGUGUUUUACUGACACAUUUUUAUAAGCAACAUCUUGACUUAAAAUUUUCCAGGGAACUACUAAAACUUAGCCGUUGAUUCUUCCCAUAUAGUGGAGAAAAUCAUAUAAAAGCAUUAGAAGAAAUAGUGCGACGACUUUACCAGUAUUUCAUCCACUUUAAAAUGAUGUGUUGCAUUUACACAGUUGUUUCCUUCUGUCUUUAGAGUUCACACUCCCGGACCUAAGUCCUUCGUGCCUGAAAUAGCGAGUUGUGUCUUUAACAUUUACCUCUUUUCCAGUAUGUGCCAGGCAGUCCUUUCUUAAACUACUGAAUUUAUAACUGUGAAAUAUUUGUGGUAAGUGUCAUGUGUGAAAAGUUUGAUGCUUUUUGAGAAGGAAAACUGAAAUCUGGAAAAGGAUACUUUAACAUUGAGUCAACUACACCAUAUUUAGCGCUGCCUACAGCUAUUUAUUACCUCGUAGACCUGCCCGAUGCACCUUAUUGCCCAGAGUUUUGGAACAACCUUGGAAAGUGUGUUAGCUGUAUUUUCAGUCAGCUGACUCACUGGCAGAACAACAACAACAAAACUUGUUUACUUCAUUUUAAAAGUAUUUGGUUUUUGUUAAUAUGUGGUUUUACUGAACAAAGUGGUGUAGAGGACAUGUGACGCAAACUCAGAUUUGCAAAGGGUGAGAAGUAUUAGCGCCGUCCUUCUUGCCUACGUAUCCUUAUGGUUUAUCGGUAUAGUCACCGCUCUCUCGUGUGGUAGGUUAGUUCAAAGAAUUCCUCCUUCCGAUGUUAAGCUAGAGCUCCACAAAGCAGUAUUUCUAAGUGUGCCUCGAAGAACUAAGUUUAAAUGUAUAGUACUUGCCUUGACUAGACAUUCUUUACACUUGCACAAUUAUGUAGUAACUCUAUGUUUACAGGGUUUAUUAUGUUUACACAUUAAGCUGAUUUCUGUAGUCGCCUUUUUAUAUUUUUAGUAUGUCACUUUAGUAAAAAAAACCAAAUAAUUUGUUAAAAAUAACCAAAGAAUAGUUAUAAUGCAUAAAUUGUAUUAAAUUUAUUACUGCAUUUCUUAUGCUUUUAAAAAAAUACUGUUUACUAUGAAAAUGAUGACGUUUUACUAUUACUCCAAAACUCUUUAGCAAAAUGUUACAGAUAGAAUCCUACCUUAAUCACACUGAAGUACAUGAAAACCAUGUACAUUCAACAAACAUUUAUUAAAUUUUGCCUGCUAUGCACAUAGCACUGUGCUAGGCCCUGGGGAGAGAGUUGUCAGCUUCCAAGAAACCUGGCCCAGUCCUCAUCCCCAAGGAACUCACAGGUGUGUAAGUGACUUUUUCAACAAUCAAAGUAGGAGUGAGCAGAAUAAGGCAAAAGGGAAAGUGUUUCAGUGUACCUGCCAAAUAGUGUGCCAAGACUGUAUGUGUUUCCUACCUGUCUUGGAAUGAUUAUAUAGAAAACGCUCUUGCAGAAAGUUAAACCUGUUUCUCAAUAUGGUGUCUUGGGGAUCCAGGAAUAAUUGUAAAUAUCAUAUAAGUGUUAUGAAGCCUCUUAAAUACAUAUAUGUAUAUAUACCCCAAGUGUUGCAAAAAGUGCUUCUGGCUGUUGGUUUAAGUUGGUGGGUAUAUAAGGAAAUGGGUACCUGCCAGCACCUGGUAGAGAUCUGAGAUGUGACCGUAGCAAAACCACUUUCCAAACAGCUCAGUGUAGAGGAAGGAACUCAUAGAUCCAUGCACCCUGUGUUUUAUGUCUACUCGUGCUAACCAGUGUUCAGGCAAGACCAGCAGGUGCAGUCCUAAUUUUAUCACUUACCUGCUGUUUAAACUGAAGCAACUUAUUUGACCUCUCUGGGCUCCUAUUUUGUAAUCUGUCCAAUGAGAAUCAUCGUGCCCAGUCUCACUGUCACGUAAGAUUGUUGUUCCAGAGAGGUUUUUUUAUGAAGUAUUUUACAAUCAGAAGAUGCUUUGUGCCGACCAUCAGAUUUCAUCAAAUCAAGCGUUGACACUAACUGCUCCCAAAGAAGAAUCUCUUUAUUUAAAAAUAAACUGCUAAUAGACAAGGAAGUAGGUACCGCUCUGAUACUGAAUACAUACACACAUAUAUGUAUACAUAUGUUUGACUGUACAUGGAUCUUAUCAGAAUCUAUUUUCUCCACAUUAGCAAAGUCAUUAGCAUGGCCAAUACAUUUUGGAAUGUUCUCGUUACGUAGAACUGAAUGUGAAAACUAUUUUUGUCAACACAGGAUUUUAUCACGAUUGUUUAAAUAUCACUUCUGUAAAAUACCAGAGCAGAUAUCAGAGCUUGAGAAAAUAUAAAGCUUGCUUUUCAUCUGACUGAUAUUCAUUUGGAUGACCCUGUGACUCAGAUAAAUCAGGUUUCAAUGAGACCAGGCUCACUCCCACCAGCCCCCAGCCACAGACCAUCGUCCCCUCUGUCUCCCAGCUGUGGGCUGUCAGUCUGGAAGAAACCUGUAUCAAGCAACACAGCCUCUCACCCCAGACAGAAAAUAUCUCACAUGCAUUCUAUGGAGGGAGAGGAAGUAAUGUCAUUUUCUUAAAGCAAGAACAUCAUAUUUUUCUAGAAAUGAUAAGUACAUAAUUGUAGCCUAUAUUUUCUCUGUAAUCAGACAAACUUUAACAUAGACAUAAAAUUGUAUUACAGAUGUAUUUCAUCCUAACUGAAA